AAUGCAAGAAAUCCCUCAGCUCCGGAUCCAGUUACCAUGGAAAUCUCGCCAGGAGAUGGUGAGAUAGAUCCUCAUGAGAGGCGCGAGUUUAUUCAGCACCUUGGACAGCAGCGGUGUGUCGGCCCUCCUUUCUGUCAGACUCGAUAUUAUAUGCUUAUUGUCAUCGGAGAAAUUUCAAUAGAUUAUCAUCUUGAUUUAGUAAAAGAACACAUUAAACAAGGAAUUCUGUCAUGGGAGACUGAUUCGUCCGUCUGUGACUUGAACAAGGAACUGAAGCUCUUCGAAACAAAACACUCUGCCCACUUUUCUUCAGAAGUGAAAGGACAAAGACUUUUGCAGUACAAGAGUGAUGUUCUUGAGACUGUCGUAUUAGUGAAUCCAUCUGAGGAGAAUAUUAAUAUAGAGAUCAGAUCACUGCUCUGUGACUCAGCAGGACAUAAGUUGUUGGUCAUAAGUGGACAGAGUACUAAUCAGGGUGGAGACGUGAUCUUGCAAAGUGGAGUGUUUGGCUGGAAACAAUUCUCUGACAUUAUCUCAAGUCGUAGGAUUAAAGAUCUCUUGAACCAGCCAUCUGAAACUCAGAAAGCCUGUUUGACUGUGUCCUGUAAAGAAGAGGGAGGCUGGAGCUCCCUAGGGUGUGAACAGGAGCAGAGCCUACUGGUGUAUAGAGUGAACCCUGAGCCUGUGCUGGCUGAGAUGGAAGGUGUGACCGAGUUCACAGAAUAUGUCUCUGAGACAGUGGACGUUGUCUCUCCUCUUGAGCUUCUGGAACCACCGACCUCAGGAGGGUUCCUCAAGUUGUCCAAGCCAUGCUGCUACAUCUUUCCUGGAGGACGGGGAGACUCUGCUUUGUUUGCAGUUAAUGGGUUCAAUAUUUUGAUUGACGGUGGAUCGGACAGAAAAUCAUGCUUUUGGAAGCUAGUCAGACAUUUGGAUAGGAUUGAUUCUGUUCUCCUUACUCAUAUAGGAGCAGAUAAUCUUGCUGGCAUCAACGGACUGUUACAGAGAAAAAUUGCGGAGCAGGAAGAAGAGAAGACCCAUGGUUCAACUGCCUUUGGAGACUGGAUGAAAAACCUGAUCUCACCAGAACUUGGCGUUGUGUUCUUUAAUGUUCCCGAGAAGCUAAAGAUGCCUGAAACCACACUAAAAGCAAAAAGGAGCAUUGAGGAGGCCUCUCUCACAUUGCAAUACCUUCAGAAACUGGGCAUCAAACCUGAACCUUUAUAUAGAGUUGUGAGCAACACAAUUGAGCCUUUAACACUUUUUCACAAGUUGGGUGUGGGCAAACUAGACAUGUAUGUUCUAAAUCCUCUAAAGGACAGUAAAGAAAUGCAAUUCUUCAUGCAAAAGUGGGCUGGUAACAGUAAAGCAAAAACUGGGAUUGUUCUGGCCAAUGGCAAAGAAGGUGAGAUUUCUGUUCCUUACCUCACAUCGGUAACGGCUCUGGUUGUGUGGGUACCUGCCAGUCCAUCUGAAAAAAUUGUCAGGGUCUUAUUUCCGGGAAAUGCCCCACAAAACAAGAUAUUUGAGGGUCUGGAAAAGCUGAGGCAUCUCGAUUUCUUGCGAUAUCCAGUAGCCACUCAGAAGGACAUGUCAUCUGGAGCUCCACCUCCACUGAUCAAACAAAGUAAGAUGAGGCUGAGUACAAGUAGUAAAGAAAGUCUUAAAUCCUCCCCUAAAAUGUCGCCCACAACAAAAGCAAGCAAGAAGGAGGCAAAUGAAGACAUUGAGUCAAAGAGCGACUCAGUGAAGGAGAGCAAAGUUGAAAAGAAAGAGAAGAAAAUUAAAGAGAAUGUUAAAGCUCCAAAAACACUGAAACCCAAGACAUUGUCUCCUGAUUCAGUUAACCAAGAAAAAAAGAAACUGCAGAAGGAAAAAUCUCCUAAAAAAAAUAUCAAGGAGAAGGUUGCCAAAGAGGAGAAGAAAGAUCAAGAAAAGAAAGAUCCAAAGAAAGAAAAGAUAGAUGUCAAAAAAGAGAACUUGGUUAAAAAAGAACCCAAAAUUAAAGAGGAGAAGAAAAAAGAAAAACCUAAGACAGAACUGAGAAAAAUUACUAAACCUGACUUAAAGCCUUUCACCCCUGAGGUCAGAAAGACUCUGAACAAAGCUAAGGUUCAAGUAAAGCCUAAAGUAGAAAAAACUAAAGCUGUGAAAGAGCAAGAAAACAGGCCGGCUGCCAAGCAAGCUUCACUAGAGAAACAAGGGAGUGAAAGGUCCUUAGUCUCCUCCCCAGAGGAUCUUACCAAGGAUUUUGAAGCCUUGCGACUGGAAGAGGAGCUUUCCAAGCCCACAGAGAGCAAAAUUUUUUCAACUCUUCAGUCUUCAGUUGACGCUGUUGUCCCUCACAUUGAAUCUCCUGACGAGGGAUUAACCACAACGGAUGUUGAGACAGAAUUGCCUCAUGAAGAGAGGGUAUCGUAUGGAGAAACAACAGGUGAACCCCCCUCUAAAACUGUUGAUAGAUUUGAGGAAGAAGGUGCUGCUACAGAAGAUGAUAUAGAAGAUGAAUUUACCACAAAACUGAAAAGUGCUAAAACAGACUCUACGGAGAGUGUAGAUGACAAAAGCUGGCAAGAAAAAGCAAAAGAUGAAGAAAAGGAAUUUAAAAUCACACCCAAAAAGAGUGACAGUGAGGAGGAUGAGGAUGUGAUUGAGAAAGCAGAGCUAGAGGACGCAGAGGGUAUAGUACAUGAAGAGGAGCUCAAGUACAAAUCAGAUGAGGCCAAGAAAGAAAAACUGGGGAAGGACUGGGAGACAACACAGACUGACAUGAAAUCUGCCAAAUCCGUAGGUGCUGCAGAGCACAUUUCUUUCAUCCAAGAUGAGACCAUUCCAGGUUACUCUGAGACCGAGCAGACCAUAUCUGAUGAGGAGAUUAUUGAGGAGCCAGAAGACAGAAUUCCACAUCUUCAAUAUGACGUCAGCUCUUGUGACAUCUCUGUUCCUGAUGAACCAGGAACUUUUGAAACCAUUCAUGGUAUGAAACCACCAACCAUAUCUGUUGCUUCUGAGUUAUCAUCAAAAGGAUUUGCAGUAGACCAAGAGCCAGUUUUGUCUGCUUAUGCAACCAAUAUAGUGGCAGCUCCGUUGGCUGAAGAAGAACAUAUAUCAUCAGCCACAUCAAUCACUGAAUAUGACAAGCUAUCAUCUUUUGCAACAUCUGUUACUGAAGAUCAGUCUAUAGCAUCUGUCACAGCACCACCUACUGAAGAAGCAGGAAAAAGCUCUUUAUUUUUGGACACUGUAAAUAGCAUACCAUCAUCCAGACAGACAGAUGCCACCCAAGGAAAAGAGUACCUUCACUCAGCUGGAACUAUUUCUCCAACCUCUUCAUUAGAGGAGGACAAAUGUUUUAAAUCUCCACCUUCAGAGGAAUGUCUACCCAUUGUGCCAGAAAUGGAAACUACUGGGAAGACAGCAACUCACACAAAUUAUGAGGAUGAAGAUGAUGAGGAAGAGGAUGAGGAUCAGACACCGAAUGUUGACAUGCCACUUGGAAAGCUCCAUGAGGGUUAUGCAUGUGCUGCCAUGCUCCAAGAAAAGGAGAAUGUUCCUGAAAAAGCUCCAGCAUCAGUGGCGCCUCUUUCUUCCCCUGUGAUGUAUUCUGGUACACAAGACAAAGAUGAAAAGGUCUCACUGUCUAAAGAUGAGCCUAAAUUAGGUGCAUCCGACCAAAGUUUGUCCUUCGCACCACAUUUGCCUUACACCCCAGAGAAAAGUGUUGUUUCAGAGAGUGAAGAAAGAUGUCUCAGCCCAGAUGACAGCACUAUGAAAUUAGCCUCACCCACACAAUCAGGACCUACCAGCAGUAGCUACUCUCCAACUGAGGAAAGGACACAAAAGCCAUUAAGUGUGGACAUAGUAGACAAACCUGACAAAGAAUCUGCAGAAUUUCAGAAGUAUUUGACUCAUGAUGCUCCUGCUGACAACAAACCUGUAAUAAUAAUUGACGAAGAGGUAGAUCCUUUCAAAAAGGGAUUCCUUAGCACAAAGGAACAAAUAUAUGACUCAGAUGAAGAAGAGGAAAAGUAUAAAGUGUGUAGUAAAACCAAAUACAAAGAGGAGAGAGAGAGCACUUUUCUUGAUGAAGAACCCACCUGUACAGCAGUGGAUAUGGAAAAUAAUGCACAAUUUUCAACCUACUUGGGUGAAGAGCACAAAACCCAGAUGCUAAGCUCAGGAGAGGAAGAUGAAAGUGAAACCGAGGAUGGUACUUACUCAAGUGUAAAAGCCCCUCAGAGCAUGUUAGAUUCUACUUCAGCAGACCAAGGCAAAAAAGAUGUCUCAUUCUCAGAGAUAGAUGACCCAGAAGUGAUCUCUAAAGAGAGCGAUAAAGCUGUUCACUUUAACUUGUAUUCCCUCCCUGAUUGUGACAAAGGCCUCAAAGGGGAUUCUGAAAGAGUGGUUAGGCAAGAUACACCCUAUGUUGGGAAGAGCUUUACAUACUCUGAUGUAUACGACAGUAAAUCAAGUUCAGUCGAUUCAUACUCUCCUAAUUUGCCACCAGAUAACACAUUUGAGGAUACAGAUGUUGCUGUAAAGACAACUGGGAAAGGCGAUAGCAUGGAUACGUCCACUGGGAAGAUUCCAGACAUUAAAGCAUCACAUGAAAUGGAAAUAUCAUCAGCAUUACAUAGCGAAAUGCAAGGUAUCUUUGAGCCACCAAUGUUUAAGGACAUGCCUCAAGGAACGUUCUCUGAGAAUAUAAAUAAAGCUGAACAGGAGGAAACCUCUUAUUCUAUUUCAGAGGAUAGAGACCCAUUUUCAGUUAAAUUUGAAAAGCCUGAUUCAGGUGUGGUGGUAGAAGCUGGUGAACAACAAUCGGGCCAUUAUGCAAAUGACAGCUUCAUCUCUGAUUAUAAAAGUACCAGUUCUGCAGUUGGCCAAUCUGCAGUUUGCACAAAAAAAUCAAUAGCUGAAGACUUGAAGAUGCUUGCUGAUGGAGAAGACGAAGAUGAGGAUGAAGAGGAUGAAGAUGAGGAGGAAGACGACGAGGAUGAGGAUGAUGUUUAUGAGUAUGGCGAGCAUGUAAGUGAUAAUGACACUGAGAAAGGAGCCAAAGACAGACCAGAGAAAGAUCCCAAGAGCCCACUGAGUAGUAUCACCUGCACUGUACCUACUCAAUUCCAGGAUGAAAAGACAGACUUUAUUACACAUGACUAUAGCUUUGGCUCUGGCACUUAUGGUAAGCAUCUAGAUUCAUCAACAUUUGAAUCCACUUUAAGCCAUGAGGGUCCCAAGGAUUCUCUGCACGCUGCUACAGGUGACACUUCAUCUUUGCCUACAGAAAGUCAUGUUGUGGGCUCUGCUACAUUUUCACAUUCCUCCAGUGAGAAGAAAGAUGGCUUUGUUGGAGAAGACGUUCAGUCAUAUUUGCCCUUGUCAGAGAAGCCUGUAGAUGAUAAAUAUCACUAUGAAAGCAAAGAGGUUCAGUUUGACAGGCAAAAGACACCAGAUGCACUAGAGAAGAAAACAGAUGACUCUGUUGUAUUGGGUUUAAGUUAUACUACUAUGUCAGCAACAGCAUACUCCUCUUCUUCUUCCUACAGUCAUUCGUCUUCAGCCUCAGCAUCUCUUUCUACCAGUCGCCAGUUUGGAGAUGAGUUAGAGACUGCAGCCAGUACUGGCUUUGAGUAUUCCUCUUUCAAAGAUGAACAUUCACCAGGAAUGGAAUCACCGUUCUCUAGUUCUGGUGGGCAGGUUAAGGAUGAAUAUUUAGAAGUUUCAGAAAAGUUGACACCUGCCACCACAACAGCUGAAUCCACCUCUAGCCUUGCAAGGUUCUCACCAUUAUCACCAUUUGAGGAAAACAAAUCUUUCCCUCUACAAACUGGUACUUGUAUAGGUGAUAAGAAAGACUCUACAAGCACUACUUUAGAUCAAGGUCCACAGGGUCAGUGCUUUUACAAGCCAGAGUGGGAUGAUGACUCAAGAUUACAAGCUGAAUUUGGGGCAACUGGAUUGUCUUCUCUUCCUCAGGCAGCAAAGAAAGACUCCAUUCCUGAAGGUCUUUAUAGUGCUUCAUCAACAUUUCAUUAUGAGGCCCCUGAAAAGCAGUACUAUGAAGACACUGAGAGUAGUGAAGAGGAGGAUGAUUAUAUGGAUGAAACUGAACAUGACAAACUACAGUACCAAAGAUCUCCACUGACAUCCCAAGCAGAUAAGAAAGAUGCCAGCUUUUCCUUGAGUGAGAAACUGCCAUUGGACACGUCUUCUGGUAUAGGAGGAACUCCUACUUCACAUGUGCUUACCUCAUACACUUCCUCUUUCCCUGAACCUGUAAAACCAGACACAACAAAUGGGCCUGCAGAAGUCAGCAUGAGUGCACCACAGAGUUUUAGUGGAAUCAGCAAGAUGGAAAUAGGCCUCUCAAAAACAGAGAUGAAGAGCAAAGAAUUUGACAUAAAAGCAAUUAGAAGCCCCAAUGAAUGGGAAAAGCAGCAGCAACGAGAUGUAUGCCCAGGGGCCUCCCCGCCUCAUUAUCGUCAUGAAGAUGAGUAUGAAGAAGAAGAAGAAACAGAGCCAGAGCACCCGCCACGUCCUAUUUCUCUUUCAUCUACAGACCAACCUUUCCAAUCCUCCUAUUAUACAGACAACCCAAGCAGGCAUGAAGAUGAUUUUGACCAUCCUUCGGAUGUUGGCAUUCGUCCACACUCCUCCAAAGCUUCACCAGGUUAUUCCUCCAAUGAGUAUAAGCAGAGGAGAGGAGACACAUCACCAUCCUUCAUCAAUCCAAGCUUAUGUCAACUUUCAAGUGAUGAGGAGAAUGAAGAUCAGAGAAGCCAAGGAUCUGAUCAACAACAGCCUUAUGAGAAGAUAAGAUCUUAUAAACAACAAUCUCACAGUCAUCACGGUGAAGACAACAAAUUACAGCACCUCUCUGGAGCCAUGGCCGCUGGGAUUAGUGCCAGUGGGGAGGACACUCCUCCAACCUCUAUCAGUGAACCAUUACAUUCCCAGUCAGAUUCAGACGUUCCUCCAGGAACAGAAGAGUGUCCCUCAGUCACAGCAGAAGGGAACGUUGACUCAGAUGAAGAUGCAGACUACCUCCCUGUAGAUAAAUCAUCUGGAGCCUUUGGUGGAAAACAGUACUCAUCUAGGUCACCUGACAAAGAUAAUGAUCCCUUCCCAUCACCAAUGAUGGACCCUGCCCCUUACCCCCCUCGUCCUGAUGUGUGUAUGGUAGAUCCUGACGCUCUCUCAAGCCUAACAGACAAAUCAGCCAAGAAAGAACCCAAAACAAAGGGUCUACGUAAAUUAGGUAAAACAAAGUCCUCAUCUCCUGCUAGGAGGUCCAAGGACCCCUCUUCCUCACUGAAGAAGAAGGACAUGGAGGACGAUCUGUCAAGGUCAAGCCACAACACGGGCAAAGGCCUUGUCAAUGGUCUAAAGAACAGUGCAGUUUCAGCUAAAUCAAGUGCCGCUGUCCCACCAGGCCCUCCUAUCUAUGUGGAUCUGGCCUACAUUCCUAACCACUGCAGUGCUAAAAAUGUAGAUCAGGAAUUCUUCAAGCGUAUUCGUUCUGCAUAUUAUGUCGUGAGUGGAAAUGACUCCAGCAGCGGAGAGCCAAGCCGUAGUGUACUAGAUGCCUUGCUUGAAGGAAAGGCACAAUGGGGAACCAAUCUACAGGUAACGUUAAUACCUACUCAUGACACAGAAGUGACCCGUGAGUGGUACCAACAGACCCAUGAGAAACAACAGGAGCUAAACAUCAUGGUCCUGGCCAGCAGCAGCACAGUAGUGAUGCAGGACGAGUCAUUCCCAGCCUGCAAAAUAGAGUUCUAAAUUCAACACGGCUCCCAGGUUCACAUCUUUACUCUCAAAAGGUCCAUUAUAGCCUUAAUAGGGUUUUUUUGUUGUUGAGAUUUUUAACCCUUUGAUGUUCAAACCCAAUUAAAUGGUAUAAGCACUGAUUAUCGUUUCAUAGUUUAGAAAAAGAGAACAGAAGGAAGAUGUGCCUUUUUCUGUAUACUUUUCAGGGUGGCUUUUCCCU
Misgurnus anguillicaudatus (oriental weatherfish) is the source of this 7993-nucleotide messenger RNA. The record is from RefSeq and is a predicted model, not a curated record. NCBI's taxonomy places the organism in Eukaryota, Metazoa, Chordata, Actinopteri, Cypriniformes, Cobitidae.